Molecule: messenger RNA, 1431 nt
Organism: Bradysia coprophila
Lineage: Eukaryota; Metazoa; Arthropoda; Insecta; Diptera; Sciaridae
Gene: Mettl14
Product: methyltransferase like 14
Biological process (GO): mRNA modification
Cellular component (GO): RNA N6-methyladenosine methyltransferase complex; nucleus
Molecular function (GO): mRNA binding
Source: RefSeq, a predicted model, not a curated record
AAUGAAAGGAGUGUCAAAAGUUUGCGAUGCAUUAAAUGUUUGAAUGGGACUCUCGACCUAUUCGGUUGGUUUUUAUCAAUUUUUCGUUUAAAGUAUCAUUGUUUGUGUUAAAAUGGGUGACGUUUUAAAGAAUUUACGCAUCAGAUCGCAAAAACGCAAAAAAUUGCUAGCUCAGACUUUAGGAGUUUCCAAAGUUGAGGAUCUCAAACAUGUUCUGGGGACAGCUGAAGAUGUCCAAUCAACGAAAACACAACGCGACGACGAUGAACCCACAUCUUCUACGAAAAAAUUCCAAUCCGAAAGUAUGUUCUACCGAGACUCUUCGACAUUUCUAAAGGGUACACAAUCAUCCAAUCCGCAUAAUGACUACUGUCAACAUUUCGUUGAUACCGGACAAAGACCGCAAAACUUCAUUCGCGAUGUGGGUCUGGCCGAUCGCUUCGAGGAGUAUCCAAAACUGCGCGAGUUAAUCCGACUAAAAGAUGAAUUGAUCGAACAGACAGCAACGCCACCAAUGUAUCUGCAGGCUGACUUGAAAACGCUCGAUUUAAAGUCGCUCGGCACGAAAUUCGAUGUCAUUCUCAUCGAACCACCAUUGGAAGAAUAUGCUCGUGCAGGCGCUGGUGUGGCUGUUUCCAGCUCAACCAGAACAUUCUGGUCCUGGGACGAGAUCCUAUCGUUGGACAUUGGUGAGGUGGCAGCGCACAGAAGUUUUGUGUUUUUAUGGUGCGGCAGUUCCGAAGGACUGGACAUGGGACGGAAUUGCUUAAGGAAAUGGGGAUUUCGUCGUUGCGAAGACAUUUGUUGGAUACGAACAAAUAUCGAGAAUCCAGGACAUUCCAAAAUUUUGGAACCGAAAGCGGUGUUCCAACGAACAAAGGAACAUUGUUUGAUGGGAAUUAAGGGAACGGUUCGUCGUUCGACCGAUUUUGAUUUCAUCCAUGCCAAUGUGGAUAUUGACCUAAUCAUAUCGGAGGAGGAGCAACUGGGAAGCUUCGAAAAGCCCAUCGAACUGUUCCACAUCAUCGAACAUUUCUGUUUGGGCCGUCGUCGGUUGCACAUUUUCGGUCGGGACACUAGUAUACGUCCUGGUUGGCUAACCGUUGGACCCGAAUUGACGAAUUCCAAUUUUAAUGGCGAAUUGUAUGCGAGCGCUUUCGCUGAUAAUACGACUACCGGUUGUACGGACAGGAUAGAAGCGUUGCGUCCGAAAAGUCCACCAACUAAUGGAAAGAUGAUGAGGGGACGAGGACGUGGCGGCUACGUUCGUGGACGCGGAAGAGGUAGAUAGGAAGCGUGACGAAAUUGUCGUGUAAGUUAAAUUAUAAAAAAAAAAUAUUUUGAAUUAAAUUUUGUAGGAACUUUAGGAGCUUUGUAUUUUGUACAAUUCUGAAAAAUAGAUAAAACGAAACCAACCGCAAGAUGUCGAAA